AACGGAACUCCGGAUACACUUACACCGAUUCUAUAUGAUUUAUUUAUUUUUAUAUCUACUGAUUUAUUGUUUGUUUUGUGUGUUUGACAAGUGGGUUUUAAAGUAAUGUCUUAUAGACAACCUAACGUGUUGUUGGUGAGGGGGUCAGUGUUGAAGGCUAGGAAGGGAUUGCCUAAAUAUUGCAAUUAUUAUAACAAGGAUCUCCAAACAAACAAAUAAGUCAGAAUCAACUGAUUAAUUAUAGGUACAGCUAUUGGCUUGUCUUUAAGUUCUUCAUGGAAAGGUUUCCAAGACAGUUCAUUGGAGAAUCUCUUCUACUGGAAGUGCCCAGAUAAAGGAAUUCAACAUUGCCAUUCUUGACAACAACAUGACUGACACCACUACUGCUUCUACUGUCUCAUCUUUUACAAACCAUUAUACAUAAACUUCAGGAAAAUAAAAAGGAAAUUGCCACCAUAAAUAUUUUCAUAAACUGAACCAAUAAGCAUAAGUUUUUAGAAGGAAAACAAGGCAAAAAUACACACUGCUGUCUGUGUAAUUGACUACGAAAAACCAAUCUGAUGUUCGAAAUAUUUAGUUAUCGUCAGUGGAGAUCAGUAUUAAUGUGUGUCUGUAGAUAUAUAAGUAUAUAAAUGUAAAAAGACACAGGUACACACACACACACACACACACACUCACACAAAUAUCUAGAUAGACAGAUAGAUAGAUAGAUAGAUAUUGUUGGAAGUUAAGUUGGUAAAUAACUAGAGACAGUUAUAUAGAUAAAUAAUGUAUAAAUAUAAUAUAUAGAUAGCAUUGACACCAAUAUAUCUAGAAAUUAGUAGUUAGAAAGAUAGAUGAAUAAACAGGUUAAGAGACAGAUUUAGGUUGAAAAAUUUAAGCUGAUAAAAUAUAUAUUUAUCAACAUCAACAGAUGUCUAGGGAUGAAGGGUGAUAGAUAUAAAACUGUGACUGUAAAUGUAUAAUCUGCUGUUUUACUGAUAUUACUAUAAUGCAUACUCACAGCUUAUUAUGAGAGAAGGGAGAAAAAAUAAUAAUAUAUAAAAAAAAAAUUAAUAUUUUAUUAAAAGUGUUAAGUCAAAUUCAUGAGUGCGUGACUGCAUACAUGGUGCAAUGUUUUUAUCAUUUUACAAGGACAUUUUGGCUGCAAUGUACCUGUUAAUUGCAGGAUAAGGUCAACAGCAACAGACAUAAUUUACACUCAAUGAACCACAGUUCUGGAGUAUCUCAUAUGUAACUAAUCUAAACUACAUUUAAGCAAGUAAUAGUGUUAGAUGUAGCAGCAGCAGUAGUAGUAUAGCCAAAACUAGAUAUUUUAUAGAACACAACUGGAAGGUAUUUGUGAAUUGAAUCCAUAAUUAGUUUGUGAUUGUUUCACUUCACUUCUAUUUGGUUGCUAAUGCCUUUCAUAGUAUUAACAUUGCACUGUUUCAUUCCCUGAUCUCUGUAAAUCUGAGAUAUGUGAAUAAUUAGGAAGUUAUUGUUGUUGUUAUUAUUUAUAGUAGUGUUGUGGUUGAUGGCAUAGCACAGCAAUGAAUACUUGUUUUCUAACUUUGCCUACUUUAUUAAAGCCCUUAAGAAAGGUAUGAACAACACGAUAUCACCUUCCAUAUUCUCUUCUCUACAUGUUUAAGACAUCAUGUUUAAUUAAGAAAAUUCUUUCAUCAUUAGAUCGCCACCAUCAUCAUCAUCAUCAUUAUUAUUAUUAUUAUUAUCUUUAUUAUUAUUAUUAUUCUCUAAGAAUUUGUGUAAAUGUGUGAAUUUGCAGAAGCUGUCAACCCAUGGCUAUAGUGUGGAGAAAACAAAUGUAAAAACAGGAAUAUAUAAAUGGAAAUAAAACAUUACAGUUGUUAACUGUAGGGUCAAUAAAAUUGCAAAAUAAACGCCCUACUGUCAUUGUUGUUACCAUCAUCAUCAUCAUCAACAGUAACAUCAUCAUCAAUCAGAACUGGCUUAGCUAUUUUUUUCCAGUCAUCUGAUGUAAACUUGUUGCACUCAAACUCACUUGCUACCCCUCUUUUUUCCUCACAAGCAAUCUCACUCAUACUCAAAUGUAAAAGUCACACAGUUACCUGUGUGACUUUUACAUACUUAUUCAUAUAGACUGAUCCAUAGAACAUUUUCAUUGUAAAGACAUAUUCAUACUGCACAAUCUCCUGCUCAUACACAUGUGAAGAAUACACAAACAGACUCUCUCUUACACUACAGACUCAAUGAUAUAAACACCAGUCUCUGAAAAGAAGAUUUCAUUACAUUUAACCCUGAUUACCCAAAUUCUUCAGUCUAUGAGGACAUGAAAAGCUACAAGUAUUUCCCUACUUAUUUUAGACUAACAGUUAAAGAGGAAAAAAACAAGACAGUAGAAAGAAACAGCUACCCAUAGUUUCAGUUUGGAGAAAAUUAUUUCACAAAUUAUUUCUGUAAAUAUCAAUUCUUCAUAGACAUAUAUAUCUAAUCAACAGGGUUGAUGGAUAUAUCCACUUGAUUUCGUUGGUAAUUACAAGUCAGGUGACACACUAUUGGCGCAACAACAAUGUUGAUAUUUAGUAAUUGAUGGAAGGUGGUGGCUCUUCUCAUGUUUGCAUUGCACAGAAGUUGGAGACCAGUUCUCAUCAUUUAUAUCAUCUAUUAAAAAUAAUCUGUUGUAACUUCUACAAUCCUUAAUUAUUUAAAAAUAUUAAUUUGAUAUUAUUGUGUUAAGUUAAAGGAGUGGGGGCAGGCAGGUCACAUCGAACUCAUCCUUUUCAAUUUGCUAUCUCAUUCAUAUCAUAGACAUCAGAAAACAUAAAUACACACACACACACACACACACAUACACCCAUGCAGAGAAAUUGAGAGAGAGAGAAUGGAAAGUUAACAGAAAAAUAAGUAAUGAAACCAAUAUUUAUGAGCCCAAAUGAUUUAUUCAUAAAGUAGGGCAUGAUUUUUCUAGUUUCUGUUGUAUUAAAAAGCUCUUUUUGAUCUAUUCCUGGAUAGAAGGCUAGUCUGUUGCUGGCUAAUUUCACUGCUAUCACCAUCAGCAGACUCUUUAAGUGAUGCCUGUUUUAUCCAUUCUACUGAAAAAGUUUGACAAAAUACAAACCACAAAAAAAAAAUAAUAAAAGGGUAUGAUAAAGUAAAUAGUCAGUUUAGGUGGAUACAGCUUAAUUAUGUUAGAUGUAAAUGAGGUGUUUUUGAUAUUGACCUAAUAUCACUUCCUGCAUUCAUAGACCAGCUGCACUAAGCACCCACUUUAAAAAGUAUAUGUGCAAAAUAUAUAACAAGGGAAGAUCUGCGGAAGAUAGUGAAUUGGUUCCAGUAUUUAAGUUAUUCUCUUCAGCCUGGUGAGUUUUUUUUUUUCAUUCCAACUAUGGACUGCAAGAGACUUCUGCUGCAUCAAGACAAUAAAUCAAUGUUAUAGAAUUUGGAUGUUAACUCUUUACAAGAUUGCUCUUCACAAUUUGCUUUGAUUUUUAAUUUUUUAUAUGCUUAUUUUGUAGCAUAUACAUACAUCAGUAUACUUUUUACACUGACAACUAUUUGUAAUAUACCUUAAAUGAAUUUAAAUACAGAUAUUUAUAUACAGGUAUAAGUAUAUAUAUAUAUAUGUUAUAUGUAUAUAUACAUAUAUAUAUCCAUUUUCAAAAUUCCACUCUAACCCUCCAAAAGAAAUUUUUCAUUAUCUCCCUUCUCUUUCUUGACCAAUCUACAUUCAGUGCAAACUGAUCAUAAUGGAAAAAUCUUUCACAUGUGAAAUUUGUCAAAAGACAUUCACCCGUCGGUCAAACUUGACCCGACAUGUCUCAAACUGUCAUAGAGACAGAGAAGUAGUGGAAAAAUCAGAGAACAAUGUCAGAAUGGAAGAAACCAACGAUGUCAGCUUGAGCAACAGCCCAAUGGGUGUAUUUUCCUGUAACAUAUGCCUACAAGGCUUUACUUUGAACUCUCAACUUCAAGCUCAUGCUCGGGAACAUGAGGCAGAAAGUGGUGUCAGUAGUGAGAACAUAAACUCAGUUGUUAAUACUGAUACAAAAAGUGAUGAAGUCAGUUCUAGUGUCGAGAGUCUUGGCAUGGUGAACCCUUGUAUUGUGAACCCUUCUAUUAGCCCAAUUAUUACUGCUGAUAACAAUAAUUUGAAUAAUGUUGGUCCUGAUGUUGCUUCUUCAGAAGUUGUUGUUACCACAGAUGUGUUAAAUCAUGAUGUCACUUCUCCAGUUAUGGUUGUCAAUGGUGUUGUACGUGGUGAUACUGCUGUUACUCCCAAUCUAAUCAACGAAACUAUAAACACCACCACCACCUCCACCACUGUCUCAGCUAUAUCUUCCUCACCAUCUCUUUUGGUUCGUCACUCAAGUCCUUACUCCUGCUCCAUUUGUCAACGAGGCUUCUCCCAGCGAUCACAUCUUGACGCACAUGUUCGCAUACACUCGGGAGAGCGGCCCUACCAGUGUAACCAGUGCGGGGCAGCCUUCUCUCGAAGAGGUAACUUGGUGCGUCAUCGGCUGUCUCAUGGAGGUGAACGAAAACACAAGUGUACUGUGUGUGGACGGAGAUUCUCGCAAAAGUCACAUCUUCAAGUCCAUUUACGGAUACACACUGGUGAACGACCUUACAAGUGUGACCGUUGUGGUUAUGCCUUUUCUCGCAAUGGUAAUCUCGUCCGGCAUCGACGAGCCAACAGCAGCGGCAAGCGUAAAUACAGUUGUGUACCUCCCACAUUACUGUCAACAUCAAGUGGACAACAGUCAACAUCAAACACAUCUUCAUCACAAGCUGCUCUCAUAUCCAUGUGCCAAAAUAAUUUGGCACAGACACAAAUACAAACUAAAAAUGUGGUGAGUGGUUCAAGUCAGAAGGGAGUGAAGACCCAUGUUAGUAACAGUGCUGAAGGCAAGAAUGCAGCAGCCUUACAUCAGCAACAAUUACUGCAAACCACCUCCAAUACAACUACCACUACUGCAGUGGUAGCAACAGCACCAACUGCUGCAAGUACCAAUGUGGUUCAAUUAGCAAAUGUCCCCUAUCAAAUAAUGACAGCUCUUCCAAGUCCCCUAAAUGCCAUUCAGCCAGUGACUAGUUACCACUCCCUGGCUAAUGUCCCCCAUCAGCUAGUCACUGUUCCACAACCAAUUAGUGUCCACCAACUGGCCAGUCUAGGUAAUAUUGCCAGCAUCCCUCUUCACAUUGAUGUACCAACAACUUAAAACUGUGUUUAAUGUAACAUUGUGAUGCUUGCAAGCAUUCAGCAUAAAUGUGCAAAAAAAAAA
Messenger RNA from Octopus sinensis (East Asian common octopus), 5246 nucleotides. Its product is annotated as zinc finger protein 287-like. Bases 3711 to 5183 code for a protein of 490 amino acids. The record is from RefSeq and is a predicted model, not a curated record. NCBI's taxonomy places the organism in Eukaryota, Metazoa, Mollusca, Cephalopoda, Octopoda, Octopodidae. The transcript is spliced from 2 exons.